This is a messenger RNA of Impatiens glandulifera, 1532 nucleotides long. RefSeq names its product magnesium-chelatase subunit ChlI, chloroplastic-like. Gene Ontology annotation, biological process: chlorophyll biosynthetic process. Gene Ontology annotation, cellular component: chloroplast stroma. The coding region runs from base 108 to 1364 and encodes 418 amino acids. Gene Ontology annotation, molecular function: ATP binding; magnesium chelatase activity; ATP hydrolysis activity. The transcript has 3 exons. The record is from RefSeq and is a predicted model, not a curated record. NCBI's taxonomy places the organism in Eukaryota, Viridiplantae, Streptophyta, Magnoliopsida, Ericales, Balsaminaceae.
GAUCUUAUCUAUCCGCAGCACCAAUAAGAACUCUCGAGGCUGAUCGGCCAUGUCCAGUUGGGAAGCUAAGCUCGCGGCAGCACUGUAACAAACACCAACUUCCAUCAAUGGCCAGUGCUCUGGGUACCUCUUCUGCAACACACUUCUACUGUCGACGCCCUUCAUCUUCCAAAGCUCUCUCACGUUUUACAGAUUUUGGCGAAGGGAGGAAAUUCUAUGGAGGGAUUACAACGCCCGUGAAGAAAGGGAAACAUCUCUUACGCGUUUCAAUUAGCAAUGUGGCCACCGAAAUCAGUCCUGCUCAAGAACAGGCACAGAAACUUGUAUCUAAAGAUAGUCAAAGACCUGUAUAUCCAUUUGCAGCCAUUGUAGGUCAAGAUGAGAUGAAAUUAUGCCUAUUGUUAAACGUGAUUGAUCCCAAAAUCGGUGGGGUUAUGAUAAUGGGCGAUAGAGGAACCGGAAAGUCCACUACUGUUAGAUCUUUAGUCGACUUACUUCCAGAGAUACGAGUUGUAGCUGGAGAUGCAUACAACUCUGACCCCGAGGAUCCAGAAUCAAUGGGAAUCGAAGUUCGACAGAAACUAGUAAAUGGAGAGGAAAUUUCAAUAGUAUUAACCAAAAUCAACAUGGUUGAUUUGCCAUUAGGUGCCACAGAAGAUAGAGUUUGUGGAACAAUCGACAUAGAAAAAGCUCUAACAGAAGGUGUCAAGGCAUUCGAGCCUGGACUACUUGCUAAAGCCAAUAGAGGAAUUCUUUAUGUAGAUGAAGUCAAUCUUUUGGAUGACCAUUUAGUUGACGUGCUAUUGGAUUCUGCUGCAUCAGGAUGGAAUACUGUUGAAAGGGAAGGGAUAUCUAUUUCGCAUCCAGCUAGGUUCAUUCUUAUUGGUUCAGGAAAUCCAGAAGAAGGAGAGCUUAGGCCACAGCUUCUUGACCGAUUUGGAAUGCAUGCUCAAGUUGGAACCGUUAGAGAUGCUGAGUUGAGAGUGAAGAUUGUGGACGAAAGAGGUCGGUUUGAUAGAAACCCUAAAGAGUUUAGGGAUUCUUAUAAGGAAGACCAAGAUAAGUUGCAGGAGCAAAUUGAUUCAGCUAGAAGAUUCUUAUCAACGGUUGUGAUUGAUCAUGAUCUGCGUGUUAAGAUCUCUAAGGUCUGUUCUGAACUGAAUGUUGAUGGGCUGAGGGGUGAUAUUGUGACUAAUAGGGCUGCUAAAGCUUUGGCUGCUUUGAAGGGAAGAGAUAAAGUGACUGCUGAGGAUAUUGCAACCGUCAUUCCUAACUGCUUGAGACAUCGCCUCAGGAAGGACCCGUUAGAGUCCAUUGACUCGGGUGUGCUUGUCAUUGAAAAAUUCUAUGAAGUUUUUGGCUAAAGAGGUAUGUUUUUUUUUUCCUUUUUCUUUCUGUGAAUUAUUUAAACAACAUGCCUUUGUUUAUUGUUUGGCUUCAUUUUGUCCUAGUUUCUUUGAACUAUGAACAUAUUGAGUAGGAAGAAUAGCUUUCUUCACUAUAUUUUGUGACAAUGAAAAAUGAUUACAACA